Messenger RNA from Penicillium verrucosum, 1866 nucleotides. Its product is annotated as glycoside hydrolase family 32 protein. Gene Ontology annotation, biological process: sucrose catabolic process. The transcript is spliced from 2 exons. The record is from RefSeq and is a predicted model, not a curated record. Gene Ontology annotation, molecular function: sucrose alpha-glucosidase activity. The coding region runs from base 1 to 1866 and encodes 621 amino acids. Lineage: Eukaryota; Fungi; Ascomycota; Eurotiomycetes; Eurotiales; Aspergillaceae.
AUGAAGCUCUCAAGUGUAAUGACCGUGGGUUUGGCAAACCGGGUACUGGCUGCCAACCCUCCUGUCUCCCCAAUUGACUACAACUCGGCUCCACCAAAUCUUUCUACCUUGGCGAAUGCAACCCUAUUCGACACCUGGAGACCCAAGGCCCAUCUCCUCCCUCCAUCUGGGAAGAUUGGCGACCCAUGCGGGCAAUACAGCGAUGCUAAGACUGGUCUCUUCCAUGUAGGUUGGCUGCACGACGGAAUGGCAGGAGCUACAACCGAUGAUCUCGCUACCUACAAGGACCUCAAUCCUGAUGGAGCUCCGUUCAUUAUCGCCGGAGGAAAGAACGACCCUCUGGCUGUCUUUGACGGUUCCGUCAUUCCCAGCGGUAUCAACGGUCUGCCAACCCUGCUGUAUACCUCUGUCUCGUAUCUCCCAAUCCACUGGUCCAUCCCCUACACCCGGGGAAGCGAGACACAAUCCUUGGCCGUUUCCCAUGACGGUGGACGCAACUUCACUAAGCUCAACCAAGGCCCCAUGAUCCCCGCACCUCCUUUUGCUGUCAAUGUCACGGCCUUCCGUGACCCCUACGUUUUCCAAAGCUCCAUUCUGGACAAAUCGGUCAACAGCACUAAGGGAACCUGGUAUGUCGCCAUCUCCGGCGGUGUCCACGAUGUCGGACCUACCGUGUUCCUCUACCGUCAGCAUGACGCAGACUUCCAGUACUGGGAAUAUCUUGGCCAAUGGUGGAAUGAGCCCGUCAACACAAGUUGGGGCAAGGGUGACUGGGCCGGCGGCUGGGGCUUCAACUUCGAGGUUGGCAAUGUCUUCGGUCUGAAUGCAGAGGGAUACAGCGAUGAUGGUGAAAUCUUCAUUACCCUCGGUACUGAGGGCUCCACGCUCCCCAUCGUUCCCCAGGUCUCUUCCAUCCACGAUAUGCUGUGGGUGGCUGGAAAUGUCACUAACGACGACUCCGUCACCUUUAAGCCAACCAUGGCAGGUGUGCUUGACUGGGGUCUGUCGGCCUAUGCUGCAGCAGGCAAAGUCUUACCAGCCAGCUCUCAGGCAUCCAAAAAGAGCGGUGCCCCCGAUCGUUUCAUCUCCUACGUCUGGCUCACCGGAGAUCUAUUCGAGCUAGCGAAGGGAUUCCCCACUGCUCAACAAAACUGGACCGGUGUUCUCUUGUUGCCGCGUGAGCUGAAUAUCCGCACUAUCCCCAACGUGGUUGACAACGAGCUUUCCCGCGAGUCCUUGACAUCGUGGCGUGUGGCCCGCGAAGGAUCUGGUGAGGUCGAUCUCGAGACAAUGGGAAUCUCAAUUGCCAGGGAGACUUACAGCGCUCUUACAUCCGGUCCUUCGGUUGUCGAGUCUGGUAAGACCUUGUCCAAGGCUGGUUCCGUGCCUUUCAACACCUCACCCUCAACCAAGUUCUUCGCUAUGACAGCGAAUAUCUCUUUCCCGGCCUCCGCCCGUGACUCUGGUAUUCAAGCUGGUUUCCAGGUCUUGGCCUCUGGUCUUGAGUCUACCACUAUCUACUACCAAUUCUCCAACGAGUCCAUCAUCAUCGACCGCAGCAACACAAGUGCCGCGUCGAAGACAACUAAUGGAAUUCUCAGUGACAAUGAGGCGGGCCGUCUUCGUCUCUUUGAUGUCUUGGAAAAUGGAAAGGAAAAGAUUGAGACUUUGGAGCUCACCGUCGUGGUGGAUAAUGGUAUGCUGGAAGUCUAUGCCAAUGGACGAUUGGCUCUAGGCACUUGGGCUCGGUCUUGGUACACCAACUCGACUGGUAUUAACUUCUUCCACAAUGGCGUCGGAGAGGCGACAUUUAGUAAUGUGACGGUCUUCGAGGGACUGUAUGACGCCUGGCCACAAAGAAAGUGA